Aspergillus ochraceoroseus IBT 24754 is the source of this 2024-nucleotide messenger RNA. Its product is annotated as putative RNA export mediator Gle1. The record is from RefSeq and is a predicted model, not a curated record. Gene Ontology annotation, biological process: regulation of translational initiation; poly(A)+ mRNA export from nucleus; regulation of translational termination. NCBI's taxonomy places the organism in Eukaryota, Fungi, Ascomycota, Eurotiomycetes, Eurotiales, Aspergillaceae. Gene Ontology annotation, cellular component: nuclear pore; cytoplasm; nuclear pore cytoplasmic filaments. The transcript has 2 exons. Bases 137 to 1714 code for a protein of 525 amino acids. Gene Ontology annotation, molecular function: translation initiation factor binding; phospholipid binding; inositol hexakisphosphate binding.
ACAAAGUAUGACCUAAACCUCAGAUAUAUUCAUCGGUCGAGGAUCACUUCAAUUUGCAGCAAUCAACUCGCAUCGGAUAUCCUUCCAGGAACAAUUCAAGGACGACCACCCACCAAUUGCCUUCGACAGCACCUGCAUGAUGGGUCGACUCAGUUACCCCCCGCAGCUAGACAGUCCCUCGAGGCAACUUAUGCGCGAUUUAACCCGGGACCUCGAGCAGCUGCGGGUCCAUAACACCGAGUUAAAAAAGGUUAAAGCUUACGAACGGCGCUCUUUUUACGAGAACCUCGAUCGACUUGACAGUGAGCUUGAAGCGCAGCAUAAUGCAGCUCUCGACAAAGUUGCCGCGCUCCAUGACCAAGUGUUGGAGGAGGCGGAGGAAACCCUACGAGCGCAUGAGAGGGCGGUGGAGGAGGAGAACCGCCGGAAGCAGGAAGAGGCUCGAAGAGAGGCGGAGCGAAAAGAGCGCGAGAGGCUAGAGAAGCUCCGUCGCGAACAGGAGGAGCAGGCGCGACGAGAGGCCGAGCGCAAGGCUGCCGAAGAAGCUAGACAAAAGGCCGCCGAAGAGGCAGAGAGGAAGAAACGCCUAGAGCUGGAGGAGCGGGAACGAAAGGAACGGGAACGGUUGGAAGAAGAGAAUCGGAAGCGUCAAGCGGAGGCUCAAAAGGCAGAACAGGAAGCUGCACGGCUCAAAGCAGAAGCGACCCAAAGAGAGCAAGCAGAGCGACAGAAACGACUGGGCGGGGGUCGCUUGACGGAUGAGGAGGUCAAAACUCACCAGCGAUAUGUUGAGCUGCACCAACAUUUGAAGAAAUUCCGCCAGUAUCUCAAAGACCAGUCGAAAACCGACCCCAUUGUCAAGCAAAAUAUGGGGGAGAUGCGGCGAGCAAUCAAGAAAUGUGUGGGUCAGCUACGGGAAGGCAAGGGCACAAACAAGGGCCAGACUCAGGAAAUCCGUGCUACACUCGAGAAGGCCGCUACCAUCGCAGAACCGUCUGUGGAUAUUCGCCAAUUUCUCGCCUUUCCACCAGAAGACAUUGCCAACUCCGAAGACAGCAAGGUGCCUGCUCUCCUGAUUUACGCACUGAACAUCUUCUCCAAAUGUCUUAUUUCAUCCCUUCUCACGGAAGCAUCAAUUAACCCCGGCCAUGCGGAGCCCAUCGGCAUUAUCGCAGCCCAAAUAUUUUCCAUGGAUGCGUUCAUCUAUAAAGGCUGCCACAUGGUUGAUAUCCUUUGGGCGAAAUACCGGGUGGUAUGCCCCGCACUAUGGGGAUUCUACGGCAAUGAGAAGACGGAAGCCGGUAGACGUGCCCUUGGAUGGUGGCGUGAAAGUCCAGAUGGCCCCUUUGUCAGUGAACAGGGUCAUGCAGACCGGAUGACUGCACUUGGGGCCGGUUUUGCCGCGCUUAGCCUACGCAACUUCGGCAAGACCGCGCGUAAAAAUCCCUUCCCCAACACUCUCUUCUGGUACUCGAUGCAGAAAAUCCUCAACAUCCCUCCAAGCGAAAUCCAGGAGACCCACAUGACCCUCCUUUCCGCCAUGCUGAAGUCCUCCGCGGAAAGGAUCGUUGGUUUCUUUGGACACAUCGGUGUAGCUCUGAUGAGGAAGGCAAUAGUCGAACUACCCAACAACUUCACUCGUCAAAGUAUGGCGGUAAGCCAGUUGAAACUUCUCCAGGACUUGUAUAGGCGGGAGAAGAAUAUCAUCAUCUGAGCGAUAGCCAAGGGGACCCUUGAUCUGGAAGUCGACUUCACUCUCGGUGAAUCCAACUUGCAAGCAAACAGUGGACGCCCGUGGAGCAAAUCCAAAAUUUCUAUAGCGAGAGGUCAAGAGUCGCAUGAGGCAUGCAACGAGCUUGAUUGACAAUGCUGGACUCUCGGAAGACUAAUAUGCACGAUUGGGUUUCAAAUACACACUCAAAGGGUGCGCAUUUCAGCUUACUUUGCUUACCGUCGUCCCCGAUCUCAGAUACUUAGGUGCUUGUCAUUGAAAGCAGCCCGUGAUUUGGGGUUGUGAUCUUUCU